CCCUGUGGAAUGGUUGGACUCAACCCGUCAUUUGCGACCGCCGAAGGCCGAACACACCACACCGGAGUGUCGUGCCGCCCGUCGUUCCGUCGUGAACAGCAGGGGAAAAGCGGCGGCGUUCCUCCCAGCGUUUUGAAGUGGGGGUUCCGUUCGCUCCACGUCCCGCCGCCUCCACGCACCCGCUUGCAGAUGCAGCUGCUCCUGCGCUGUGGCUCUCUCCUCCGUCUCUACGAGCGUAGCGGUGGGCUUCCAAGAACAAAUUACAGUUGCAGAAAAUUAGUGAUUCCAAUACUAAACGUGAUGAGUGAGAGGACGCGGAUUACCUAUUCACGUAGAGCUGUGUCUAAGAACAGUGAGAUCAAGAAAGAUGAACAAACAGUCAUAGAAAAGGAAGAUGACACUGAAAGCACAUUGGAGAUAGAGCGAAUCAGAGGUGACCCUAGUAUGCUCCAAUCCAUGACAGUGAAAGAACUCAAGGAACUCACAAGGAGGAUGGGAGUUGCUGCGAGAGGUAACAAGAAAGAUUUGGUAUCAGCUCUGAUGGAAUCUCUGGGUGAGGAAGUAAUUGGUAAAGAGGGAGCAUCAACCAUUGAGCAGAUUGGCCCAUCAGAAGUACCUUCAAAAAGAAAAGGUGCCGCUUCAGUAGUGGUUGAACAAAAGCUAGAAACUUCUGAAGUUAUUUCCGCAACUCCUAGCAAGAGAAGUAGAACCAAGCAGAAAUCAAUUAAGGGCACCACUCCGGAGGAGAACCCUGUGACUACUGUCAAGAUAAAUAAAACAUCACACAAGAAGGAAACAGUUGUUGCCAAUGGUGCUAUUGCAAAGGCGGGGUUGGGUCUUAAUGUGGAUGGUGCAGAGCCUUGGACUGUACUUGUACACAAGAAGCCACAGGCUGAGUGGAUUCCAUACAAUCCUAAGGUCAUGAGGCCUCCACCCCUUAGCAAGGAUACAAGGGCGCUAAAGAUUCUAUCAUGGAAUGUCAAUGGACUGAAAGCUCUAGUAAAAAAUAGGGGCUUCUCUGUUCAUGAGUUAGCACAGAGGGAGGAUUUUGAUGUGCUAUGCCUGCAAGAAACGAAAAUUCAGGAGAAAGAUGUUGACGUCAUCAAGGAAAGUCUACUUGAAGGGUAUACCAAUAGUUUCUGGACAUGUAGUGUGUCAAAGCUUGGCUAUUCAGGGACUGCCAUAAUUUCACGGGUGAAACCACUUUCUAUCAAGUAUGGGCUUGGUGUACCAGACCAUGAUACAGAAGGGAGGAUUGUGACGGUGGAAUUUGAUGAUUUUUACUUGCUAACCGCUUAUGUGCCGAAUUCCGGUGAUGGUCUCAAAAGAUUGACUUACAGAGUCACAGAGUGGGAUCCAUGCCUUGGUAACUACAUGAAAGAAUUGGAAAAAUCGAAACCUGUCAUACUAACUGGUGAUCUUAACUGUGCGCAUCAGGAGAUUGAUAUACAUGAUCCUGCUGGAAAUAGUAGAAGUGCCGGCUUCACAAAAGAAGAAAGGAAAUCGUUCGAGACUAAUUUUUUGUCCAAAGGGUUCGUGGAUACGUUUCGGAAACAGCACCCUGAUGUUGUUGGAUAUAGCUACUGGGGUUAUAGGCAUAAUUGCCGGAAGACUAAUAGAGGUUGGCGCCUGGAUUACUUCCUCGUGUCGGAGUCCAUCGCAGAAAGAGUCCACGACUCAUACAUCCUCCCAGACGUUUCUGCCAGUGACCACAGCCCACUCGGCCUCAUACUGAAGCUCUAGGCGAGUGGCUGAUCCCCGGCCCUAUGUGAACUUGCAAUCUAACUUCUGGGGCUGGUCUGCGGCGUUGCUUGUUCCGGUUUGCGCAGAUGAUUUUGCGUCAGUGAAACAGUAGGUAGUACUCUAAUGGAUGUUGGCUGGUGGUCAUUGUACCAAAUCCAGGGCUGUAGCGUUAUGACUCAGCAUGAGCGUUUUGGGGCAAUCCCUGUCCUGGCUAUGUGUUCUGACUGACCUUUCGGACUUAACAUGAAACUGUUCCUCUGGUAGUCUGGGUCA
This is a messenger RNA of Triticum dicoccoides, 2016 nucleotides long. Its product is annotated as DNA-(apurinic or apyrimidinic site) endonuclease, chloroplastic-like. The record is from RefSeq and is a predicted model, not a curated record. The coding region runs from base 10 to 1743 and encodes 577 amino acids. Lineage: Eukaryota; Viridiplantae; Streptophyta; Magnoliopsida; Poales; Poaceae. Gene Ontology annotation, cellular component: nucleus. Gene Ontology annotation, biological process: base-excision repair. The transcript has 13 exons. Gene Ontology annotation, molecular function: DNA binding; DNA-(apurinic or apyrimidinic site) endonuclease activity; double-stranded DNA 3'-5' DNA exonuclease activity.